Neohortaea acidophila is the source of this 1087-nucleotide messenger RNA. RefSeq lists its product as uncharacterized. Bases 168 to 701 code for a protein of 177 amino acids. The record is from RefSeq and is a predicted model, not a curated record. The transcript has a single exon. Lineage: Eukaryota; Fungi; Ascomycota; Dothideomycetes; Mycosphaerellales; Teratosphaeriaceae.
CCGUGUUUGCUCUUCGUGUGCUGCACCUUUGUGCACCUCACCUGCGAGGUGUAGGUCGAGAUGGACAAUUGAAACUUAGGCCACAUCAUCUAAUCCCCCCCAGCGCCUUGCUGCAGGCUGGUGGAGCCUGAUAUGCAGUGCUCCGGACCAGCCCAAUCGACACUUGUAUGUACAUCGACGCGCAGUGCAUCGACGCGCAGUGCACUUGCAUUCAUCAAGAGGGCAACAUGCCUCACCACAUUACGAGAUUUCGCUGUCCGUUCAACCACGUGUUGUUCCAAGGCUCCGGAGCUGUUACCGGCGACGGAAGAUCAGUCCUGAAGUGCAUUGAAGUCGGUUUGCCACGCCGAAGGUUUCACUCGUCUAAGCGAAGUCGAAAACACUCGCCCGCCAUAGCAGACACAUGGCAUAGUUUUGCUGAGCGAGCAAGUUCACUGACUAGCCAUCUCUUGGGACUCUGCUCAACAUCGGUGCCGACAAGCACGUUUUCGGGCGUUGCAUGGUUCGUUCCUGCGUCGGCAAUUCGUCACGAACCCCGAGUCAUACACCUACGUACACAUGCCCAGCAAGUAGGUAUAGCCGUCCUGCCAGCCGCAUCUCGGAGUUUUACCACCCUUCUCAUGUUGUUGCCACUGUGCCUUCGCGUACCCGGCAAUUCGUUCGUAUGGCUUGGCGAUCGGCAGAUGUGCCGUGGGAGAUGAUCUGGCCGUCCACAAAACGUGUUGCGUUGGCUCUCGUGUAGAUCUUGGCAUGGUGUAGCGAGCGUGUCCAAGCCUUGCGGUACAAUGGCAUCUGCUUUCCAUCACUUCGUCACCAAGGUUGUGUCUGCCUGUGGCCCGAAAACCUUUCUUAUCAGUACAUUGUCGGCAAGUAAUGCCCUAUCUAGUCAAGUCGCGUGCGAAGAGGGCGAGGUGAGGAAUCUGGACCGGGUCGCUACAAUACCCACGGCUACGACGGCUCCGGCGAUGGUCAUCAACGGGCAGACACUCGCGUGCUCGGUGCGUCUAUGCCACCAAGUUGACUGCACAUAUGGCCAGUGACGAGCGGCACGCGCGGGGAUAUCGCGGACGCGGAGCAGGACACGGGA